This is a messenger RNA of Pectinophora gossypiella (pink bollworm), 3494 nucleotides long. Its product is annotated as prostaglandin E2 receptor EP2 subtype. Lineage: Eukaryota; Metazoa; Arthropoda; Insecta; Lepidoptera; Gelechiidae. The record is from RefSeq and is a predicted model, not a curated record. Gene Ontology annotation, cellular component: plasma membrane. The coding region runs from base 403 to 1614 and encodes 403 amino acids. The transcript has 7 exons. Gene Ontology annotation, molecular function: G protein-coupled receptor activity. Gene Ontology annotation, biological process: inflammatory response; positive regulation of cytosolic calcium ion concentration; adenylate cyclase-activating G protein-coupled receptor signaling pathway.
UCAGCCGGCAAGGGUCGGUCGGCAGGCUACUCAGUCCACACGGCAGUCAGUAGCCUGUCAGUUGUCCCUCCAGAAUUCGCCCAAGUGCUCGUACGCCCGGUGUGCGGGCAUUGCGCGUAGUCUACGGGUAAACUCACGAUACACUUCAAAACAAUUCUGUAUUAAAAAAAGUUACAUUUCUUCAUGAAGCCUUUUCUAUCGUCCGGAUAUAAAAGUGCAGUUUAAGUUCUCAUUUUCAAGAACAGUGGCUGACCUACAGAACGAAGUGGACGUGGUACUCAGAAAAUCUAUCGAGAUCUUCACAAACCAACAUUGACAUCGACCGAAGACAUUCCGACACGAAGUUAUAUUGGCAUUGACUGUAAAUGAAUUUAUUAUAAGGCAAAGGUAAAAUACAAAAAAAUGGACGAAAUGAAUUCAACAAUAGUUUCUGAGGACAUAAAUUCUACGUUCACUGAGAGAUCACUAAAAUCCGCACAUUAUGAAAAAAUGUUCCCGGUAGUCAUAAAAGUGGUGUACAGUAUUGGAAUAAUAGGAAAUGCUGUGGCUAUAGUCGCCCUAAGGAAAGGGGAGCGCAGGGUCCGAAACAGAAAACAUCUACUACUUCUCACCUUUCUAGCUGCAAAUGACCUCAUUGCUUUGGUGGGUAUGAUGUGCGCUAUGGUAGUAGCGGAGCAGCACCCGAGGUUAAGAGAGACGCAGGCGUACUGCGUCGUCAGGGUCGUGAUGCGGGUUUUCGGCAUAGGCAGCGUAUGCAUCGCUGUCACUAUGGCUUUAGAGAGGUAUCUCGCGCUGACACGGCCUUUCCUAUAUCAAAAGCGAGUGACCUACUAUGUGAUCCGCACAGCGCUCCUCGUGUCUUGGUGCUGGGCAGCAUUGCUCACGUGUGCACCAAUUUUCGGUCUUGGCAUCUAUUACGAUGAGAAGAAACUCGUCUGCACCAGAUAUCGGAAUGCCAUUUCCAAAGUUGAUUUCGCUUAUGCCGUUUUCUACGUGUUAUUCGGAACAUUCCUGUGCAUAAUUUUGGUAUACUGCAACUUGGCAGUAAUCCAAGCUUUGUACGCUAUAACGGCGCCUCGCAAUGGUGGUCAGCCGGUGGUCCGGCGCGUGUCCAAGAGCAGUUGCCGGCAGCGCCAGCGCAGCCUUAACGCCGGCAGUGGGAACAACCUCAGUGCGCACCACAACGCUGCCACGGCCGAAGAAGUCGCCUUCAGCAGACUCAUGGCCACGCUUUCGGUGCUCUUCAUGAUAUGCUGGUUACCACAAAUGGUAACAUCAACAUUAUACCUGGCGCUGGGCCCAUCGUGGUGGGAAGGCAAGUUCCUGACUACCUUGGCCAAAUUGUCAGAUCUCCUGAUGCUGCUUAACUACGUCCUGAAUCCGAUCAUCUACGUUCUCAUGCGCCAACGUAGAACAUUGUCCCUCACUGGACUCUGCCACUCCAUAGCAUACUGCUUCAAGCGGAAUCACAAAACAUCGACUGAAUCGAUGAAGACAUCGUGCUGCCCGGAGACUGUGGUGGUGAGCGACAGUUCGGGGGCUGAACUACGACCGCUGAGGGCUUUGCCACCCGCGCCUUUACCGUGUGGUCCUAUUAUCAAGAUAAGCGAUUGAUUCUCACCGUCCCGAUUACGAGAAUCUAAAGGAAAAGUAUUGUCAACAUAACUUCGUUAUAAGAGAAAGGAAAAGUAGUAGGUUUCAGAAAAUCUACUUUUACGCGACACGAUAUUAUAUACCUACACUAUAAAUAUACGUUAACCCACCGUGGCUUAGCACUGGGGUGAAAGAGGCAAGCAACAAAUCGCAAGAAAACAACUAGCAGAAAAGUAAAGUGACAAUGCACUGCCCAAAGCCACAGUAAACGUAAUCCUGGAUAGUAGGUACUUACCUUACGUCCUAUCUACAUUACUGUGGGAGUGUAUGAGGAAGGGUUUAGAAUCAUUUGAAAUUCGUCCAUUGUGGAUGUACUUCUUUUGUUAUGCUAUGAAGUAAUGAGUUUCCAGGCUACGUUCACCAAAAGCAAUAUAGAUGGCGUUAUACAGAUUUAACGACAAAAUUACCUAUUUUCCCCUCUAUUCCCAGUAGUCUUACCAGUUAUAAAAAUAAUUAUUACUUGAUAUUUGGAUCAGAUAUGGUAUAGAAUUAUGUUGCUACCUAUAUUGCUUCUCUUUAUUUUGAUCAGAAUAAUAAUGGGUAGAAUAUGUAAUGGGCCUGGGUGUAUAAACAAGGGUCAUCAUUUUAUACCCAAAAACAAAGAUAACAGAUGCAUAUGUCUCUUAUCCAUGAUAUUAAAAGGUCAAACAAAGGCAACUCUGAACAUAGCUUGAGACGCCGGUAAAAUAAUAAUGAAAGAGUAAGUUGUGCAAUUAUACAUUGUUUAUGGCUUUAUUUUUAAAGUUUUUAAGAUUUAUUUUGAAACGACAAUUGUGAUUAUGUAAAGUGCGUAGAAUAUAAUUUAAGUAACAAUUAUAGAAACACAGUGAAUUAUUAUUGAUACCUUAUAUUAGAGAAAUUACUUAGGUUUUAGGAAAUACUUACUACGUAUAAAUUGCAAUUAUUAAUGUUAAUAAGAACUCUAGUCGCUAAUAAUUAAUAACCAUAUGAAGUGAAAUUUAGCAAGUACUUAGGUACCUACCUACAUUGUAAUUUGGAACGCAUAUCUAAUUAUAGCUUUUUAAUUUAUAUUAACGAGAUUGAUAAAUCGUCGACGGAAAAUCAAUUAGUUUGGGAAACUCAUUUAUUUUUCAUGUCCUCGCCAUACAAAGGACAGCAUCACAAAGUGAUUUUCCACAGUGUCUCUUAUCGGGAAUCGAACCCGGUCCUCCAGAUUGUGCGCCUAAUGCCCUUAUCACUAGAUCACAGCGGCUGGUGUGCGAUCUUGACAUAAUUUUACCGAAAUAAGUAAAGUCACUCACUUCACUUCACUUUAUCACUUUGUGAGACUGUUCUUUGUUUGGUAAGGACUUUUCAGGCUUGAAUCAACUGAUUGUCCGAAAAAGUAAGAUGAUUCCGUGCUUCGGAGUAUAGUUGCUGUGGGUCCCGGCUAUUAGCCGUAAAGACACCUCCACCAACCCGCACUGGAGCAACGUGGUAGAGUAUGCUCCAUACCCCUCUCCAGUUGAUUGAGGGGAGGCCUGUGCCCAGCAGUGGGACGUUUAUAGGCUGUUUAUGUAUGUAAGUAAAGUACAAUUUGCUACGUUACGUAGGAACUUUAACCAGGUACCUAAGGGUAGGUAUAUACUGUAACUCAUCAAGGCACAUUAUUCAGGCUGAUAGGCGCGUUCUUUUAUAAGUAGAUAGAUAAGUUAGUUUUUGGAAAAACGUCAGUGGAAUGUCUUUAGAGGGGAGACUACGGCGCCGUGUGCCGUGCCCCUGGCACGGUGCUGGGUAAAUGUAUAAUAUCGGCUAAUCGCUCUCUUUUUGCUGUUACCCCUUAUUUAUUAAGAAUAUUAUUAGGUAUAAAUAAUAAAAUAAAUAAUUUAAUUGAUAAGAAA